Messenger RNA from Myxozyma melibiosi, 2122 nucleotides. RefSeq names its product amidase signature domain-containing protein. The record is from RefSeq and is a predicted model, not a curated record. The coding region runs from base 421 to 2082 and encodes 553 amino acids. The transcript is spliced from 4 exons. Lineage: Eukaryota; Fungi; Ascomycota; Lipomycetes; Lipomycetales; Lipomycetaceae.
AUUAUCUCAUUGUCUUUGGAAAACCGCCAGAGAAGGAUCCGCGAAGCAAGCUGUGAGGGUGUUUAAACUUUAACUUAUCGGAGGAGCCUAAUCGGCCGGGGUAGAAUACCAAUGAACACGCCUGCAAAAACAACAACGCUCAAUUAAUAUUGAAGUUUUCUCAAUAAGAAAUGCAAUUGUAAAACAUACAAUCAAUAACAAAGAACAGCAAGCCUCCUGACUGCCCCAGACCGACCGAGCAGACAAAAGAGCCGGCAAAAGAUAAGGCUGCUUAUCGGAUCGCGAACGGACCCCAAAUAGAGUUCUGACCGCUGGUCAAUGGAACCCCGUCCAGCCAACCAAACCGCCUGACAGCCUGACUCUUGUCUGUCUUGCGAUCUUUGUUAUUUGGAAAUAUCUGUUUAACUCCACGGUUCAGAUAUGUUUCGCUACAAGAAAAUUGCUGCUGCAAAGCAGAAAGAAAGAGAAGAGCGCAUCGCCGAGCUCUUGCCCGUGUACGGAGCUCCCGAGACGCCGGAGGAAGUUGCGAUUUUCAAGACUCCCGUUGCGGAAGUUGCGGCGAAGGUCAAGGCUGGCGAGUUGAAGCCGAUUGACAUCCUGCAUGCUUACGGCAAGAGGACGCUGAAGGCGCAGUUCGAUACCAACUGCUUGACUGAGAUCUUGUACAAGGACGCUGAGAAGUGGGCUGAGACUUGCAAUAAGAAUGGUGCGCUUGCCGGUAUCCCGAUCUCGUUCAAGGACACCGUCUCGAUUGCUGGAUAUGACUCUACGCUCGGAUAUACCAAGUUUGCGUUCAACCCUCUAAAGCACGACUCCACUCUUGUCAAGCUCUUGAAGGACGCCGGAGCGAUCCCGUACUGCAAGACAAACAUCCCCACGACUCUUCUCUCGUAUGAAUCCUACAACAACAUCUUCGGCCGCACCGAGAACCCCCACGUUCACGGAUACUCUGCCGGUGGAUCCAGCGGCGGCGAGGCUGCUCUUCUUGCUUUUGGCGGUGGCCGCGUCGGCAUGGGCACCGAUGUCGCGGGCUCUGUUCGCGUGCCUUCUCACUUUGCGGGCUUGUACACCGUGCGUUCUUCCUAUGGCCGUAUUCCCCGUGCUGGAAACACUGCGCCGCUGCGUGGCCAGGACGGUAUUACCUCGAUUUACUCACCCAUGUGUCGGUACUUUGAGGACCUCGAGUACGUGUUCAAGGCUAUUAUCGACAUGAAGCCCUGGGAUUACGAUUACACCAGUCACCCGAUCCCCUGGCGUGAGGUUACUCUGCCUGCUAAGCUCAAGAUCGGAGUGAUGUAUGACGACAGCGUUGUCACUCCUUCGCCCGCCUGCGCUCGUGCUCUUCAAUUGACUGUUGACGCGCUCAAGAAGCAGGGUCACGAGGUUGUGGUGUUUACUCCUCCUUCUCCCUUGGAGGCUCUCCGGAUUGCCACCCAGCUGAUUGUCGCCGAUGCCGGAAAGAUGGGAACUUCGCACUUGUUGAGCCGAUGCGAAAAGUACGAUCUCGGCGUGAUGAAGUUCAUCAAGAUCGCCAAGCUUCCGUCGUUUAUCAAGAAGAUCUGGGCGUGGUUCAUUCUCAAGUUCAAGGGCGACUUUGUGCUUGCCACGCUCCUGAAGAACUGGAGCGAGAAGUCGAUGUUUGAUUACAUGGAGCUCAUCAUGGAGCGCGAGGGAUACCGCAACGACUUUUACAACGCCUGGAAGGACUCUGGAAUCGAUUUCCUGCUCACCGUUCCCAACGCCACCCCUGCUCUUCCCCAUAACGGUAUGUUCGAGGCCUUUGCCUCCGUCGGCUACGCGUCCAUGUUCAACCUUGUCGAUUACUCCGCGGGCGUGAUCCCUGUGAUCCACGUCGACAAGGAGAUCGACGCCCUGCCGGUCGGGUUCUCGACAAAGAAGAUGAACUAUGUUGCCAAGGGCGCGUACAGAAACUACGACGCGACAAAGAUGGACGGAUUGCCUGUCGGCGUGCAGAUCGUUGGACGACGACUUGAGGAGGAGAAGGUGCUGAAGAUGAUGGCUAAGACUAUCGAUGCUUUGCGCGAUAUCGGCGUUGAGUAUGAGUUGCUCAACGAGCCAUAGAUAGAGUCGAUGUUUGCUAUAUCAUGAAACACAAAUAACC